AUGAGGAACUGGUACGACUCGCUCAGACUGGCAAGAAGCGUGAUCACCAAGUCGUCCUCGCUGACCGGAGCGCCGACCGCGUCGAGCUGUUCCGCCAGCGUCUUGAGCUUGUUAAUGUGCUCCAGCACAUCAUCACCUUCGUCCAUCGUUGUCGUGAAGAACCGUCGACGAAGAAAGAGCUUGUUCGCCAGGCUCUUCUUCUCGAACGGCAGCUGCGAGUCCUCCAACGCGAGACAGACGAUCGCCAGCGCCUUGCGCGACUUCUUGCGAAACGUCGCUUGUUGGUUCCGUCGAACUUGUUGA
Phytophthora sojae is the source of this 303-nucleotide messenger RNA. RefSeq lists its product as hypothetical. The record is from RefSeq and is a predicted model, not a curated record. The transcript has 3 exons. The coding region runs from base 1 to 303 and encodes 100 amino acids. NCBI's taxonomy places the organism in Eukaryota, Oomycota, Peronosporomycetes, Peronosporales, Peronosporaceae.